This is a messenger RNA of Drosophila willistoni, 2106 nucleotides long. Its product is annotated as RNA polymerase II subunit A C-terminal domain phosphatase. The record is from RefSeq and is a predicted model, not a curated record. Gene Ontology annotation, molecular function: RNA polymerase II CTD heptapeptide repeat phosphatase activity. NCBI's taxonomy places the organism in Eukaryota, Metazoa, Arthropoda, Insecta, Diptera, Drosophilidae. Gene Ontology annotation, cellular component: nucleus. The transcript has 5 exons. The coding region runs from base 96 to 2069 and encodes 657 amino acids.
UAAUAAUCAAAAAGCAAACGUCAAAACAGGCUAAGCUUUUAAAGAUAUUUUGAACUCAAACAUAAGUCAAAGAAUUUUCUCUCGACGAAAAUAAAAUGCAGCAAACAAGCGAAAAAGAGGAGCCUCCUCCAGCUCAGGGACUUUCUCCAACUGAGGAGAGUGCAGUGGCGGGAAAGGAAAAAGGAGCGGAAGAUGGCAUAGUGGUUGCCCUAAACACCGAAAUGCGCACUCGUCGCAUAAGAAUCAACAAAUGGCGCGUUCAUGAGGGACAAAAUGUGGCACCAGCUCAAAUACUAUUCCUCUACCAGGAGGUCGCCGACGAUGAUGAUGAUGCGGAUCUGGAUGAGGACGGCAAUGGCAAAGGAAAGUCUGCAGACUUACAGAAAUACAAGUCGACGCGUGCCGGUGUGGUCAGAAAAAGGCUAUGCAAGGAGCAUGAUGUUGUGUUGAAUGGAGAUGCAUUGCUGGAGUUAUCCGAGUGUCUGCACAACACCGUAAUGAGGGACAUGUGCGCCGAUUGUGGAGCCGAUCUGCGACAGAAUGACAAUGCUCAAAUGUCAGAAGCAUCGGUUCCUAUGGUUCACACCAUGCCCGACCUUAAGGUCACCCAGAAAUUGGCUCAGAAGCUGGGACAUGACGAUACCCGUCGCUUGUUAAACGAUCGCAAAUUGGUGCUACUGGUUGAUCUCGAUCAGACAAUAAUACACACGACCAAUGACCCGGUGCCGGAAAACAUAAAGGGGAUUCAUCAUUUCCAGCUCUAUGGGUCACAGUCGCCAUGGUACCACACAUGUCUUCGACCAGGCACCACUCAAUUUUUGGAGCGCAUGUCGCAGAUGUAUGAGCUGCAUAUAUGCACGUUUGGUGCUCGUAAAUAUGCCCAUAUGAUUGCCCAGCUCAUCGAUCCUGAGGGUAAAUUAUUCUCGCAUCGGAUUCUGUCGCGGGACGAAUGCUUUAAUGCCACCAGCAAAAUGGAUAAUCUAAAAGCCCUUUUUCCUAAUGGUGAUAAGAUGGUCUGCAUCAUUGAUGAUCGGGAGGAUGUGUGGAAUAUGGCAACAAACUUAAUUCAAGUGAAGCCCUAUCAUUUCUUUCAACACACAGGCGACAUAAAUGCUCCUCCGGGUCUGGCCAAGCACGAGUUAGAUGGUGAAGGUGUCAAAUUCACAGCAGAAGACAAGCAGGAUCAGGAGCAGCCUAAAGAGAGUAAAGACAAAAAAACGAACAGUAUACAAGGUACAUGUGAUAGCGAGUCAAAGGAAUUGUGUGAUAAAUCCAAUGUCGACUCGGUGCCGCAAGAGAUUAAGACUGAAACACGGAAUAAUGACAAAAAGGAGGAGAAAAAGAGCAACGGUCAGAAGCAAGAACAAAUCGUGAUUGAAGAUCCCGAUGAUUACUUGCUCUAUCUGGAAGUUAUUUUGGGUAAUAUCUAUAAGCGCUUCUAUGCAAUAUACGACGAAACUGGAGAAAUACCCGAUCUUAAGGUACUUGUGCCCCAACUCCGGUCCGAAGUGUUGCGUGACCAACAUUUGGUCUUUUCCGGCCUGGUGCCGAUGCAAAUGAAAUUGGAGCAAUCCCGUGUAUAUUAUUUGGCGAAGUGUCUGGGCGCAGAGGUUCAUUCCAACAUUGAUAAGGAUGUGACCACCCAUUUGGUGGCCGCAAAUGUUGGCACCGUAAAAGUGAAUACAGCUAAAAUGCUGUCUCGCAUUAAAGUGGUUAAUGCCUAUUGGUUGUGGGCCUGUGCCGAACGUUGGGAGCAUGUUGAUGAGAAACUAUUCCCUUUGGACUGCAAGUCCUAUCAGGUCACGGCAGCUCGUGGCGGCCCCAGUCCCCCAGUCCAUCAAUUAGAGGGAGGCACUCCAUCGAGUAGUAAGCAGCAGCAGCAGCAGCAAAAGAAGAAGGUGGCGGAGGAGGAGGAGGAGCAGAGCAGCAAGUUUCGCGAGACUAUUAACCCGUUGUUGUUAUUCACCAAUGCGGAUAUAGAAAGUAUGAAUAAGGAGUAUAAUACAUUUUUUGAUUCUGAUGAGUCAUCAAACUCCUCUUUGGCCUCCUCCUCAACCCACGAGGACUAAGCAUUCCGCUAGAAAAUUAAAACAAAAAAGAAGUAAA